AUGUCGUCCGCUCGCCCAGGCCCCGGUCCGGGCCCGGGCUCGCAGUCGCAGUCCCAGUCCCAAGUCACCGCGUCAGUCAUCAAGUUCCGUUGCCUAUACACACAUGAUUUGCGCCGCAAGUCCAAACGGUGGCAGGAUGGCUAUCUUAAGUACCACACAUUCAACAAGCGCAUCAUGGUCUACGACGAACAGGGAAACUACAUCGGGGACCACCACUGGCGGUCGGUCGAGGAAGUGCAGGACGGUGACGAGCUCGAGCUGGACAAAGGCGCCCUGAUCCAAGUUGGAGAGAGGAUGAGCACCACUCAGACUGAUCUCUCCGGUCUAUUGGAGAAGAGGAAAUCCAGUCAAGACUCCCCGCAGGCCAAUGUUUCCGCUUCACAUGCACCGCAUGCCUCGAUGCCUCGAUCAUCAAGCUCGUCACAGCCAUUUCGCUCAUUGAAUGAUCUUCUCGGCAUUAAAAAGACUCCAAUUGGACACCUAGUAUUGCCUUACGAAGAAAGACACCCACCUCCUCCCUCAUCAGAGAACUCUUUGCCGUCACAGCGCGCACCAAAACGACCCAAGGUGGCCCCGCCGAAACCACUCGUCAAUAGAAGUGCCCCAGCUGAAGUGGUGGAUUUGACCGAACCCGAGGAAGGACCCCCAGCUGCGAAAUCACGGAAGCUUGCGACGGCACAUGAGAUGCCUCGAACAGCCCAAAGGCCUCGGAAUCCAGCGCUCGUCCCGCAGCCUCCGCCAGAGACACGGCGAGAAAAUCCCAUAGUAACAGGGCCACAAAGGCCUGCUCCUUUGACAACUAUCAGGUCUUCAACUCCGCCCGAGAAGGCACAUAAUCUAUCAUCAACAACAACCACAACAACAACAUCGACACCUUUACCGCAGAGGUCUGAUCCGGCGCUAGUUACGAAACCCCCUGCGCCUUCGGAGAAAGCACGAAGUGCGCCGAGGGCAAUGAACUCACGAAGACCUGAACUCCCGCAAUUCCCGGACACUUCAAUGCCACCGGGAAUACCACAAGAUAUAUCCAAGACAUUGAAACCUCAAGUAAAAGAGCCCCCAAGGUUCGCGAACCCUCCAGUGCCGCCUGAACCCCCACGAGACGCAAGAAUAGCAACAGAUUUGCAAAGGCCCGAACCUCCGAAAUUUGUGAAACCGCCUCUACCUGCUUGCUCAGCAUUAUCGAGCCGUUCACAAAAACCAGAACGUACAGCAGCUAAGGACAUGCAAACCGAGCCGCUUGGUGCCCGAAAGAUUCCAAAUGAAAACCUACCAGUGCCUCCACGAACAACUUCAAACACCUCAUCCUCCGAAGCACCCAUCAAGACAUUGCGCAUGGCAACAGAGAAACCUCGCAAAAAGCUCAUGUACAGUGCGUUGUUACCUAGCGACCCAUCACAAAAAUCGUCUUCAAGGCCAUCGAAUAUAAAGAGUCGAGCGACGCUAAGAAACCUGGAUUCGCAAGCAGCGACCACACCCGCCCACCAGGUUGACUCCACAAAUGCCGAAUUCCUGCCCUCGGACUCGACGCAAUUCAUUCUUGAUGCAAUGGCGGACAGCUCAAAUUUAGGGGCCACGAUGACCCAACCUCCCAACUUACCUGCACGAAGAGCUCUCGAUGCACCUUUAAGGAAAUCACUAUCCGUUCCAACUGCCUUGACGGCCCGACAAACACUCCAAAGCCGACCCACACUCAUGCGAAGCGCAAUGAGUGCGCUUUCUGAACAACCAGAUGUCAACGAAGAGGGGCCCUGGACAUCUGAAGCCCUAGAUCUUUUUGAUUUCUGGCCCCCAGGACGACCAAAACCUAUCUGA
Penicillium maclennaniae is the source of this 1815-nucleotide messenger RNA. Its product is annotated as DNA helicase ZGRF1-like domain-containing protein. The transcript has 2 exons. Gene Ontology annotation, cellular component: site of double-strand break; nucleus. The coding region runs from base 1 to 1815 and encodes 604 amino acids. The record is from RefSeq and is a predicted model, not a curated record. Lineage: Eukaryota; Fungi; Ascomycota; Eurotiomycetes; Eurotiales; Aspergillaceae. Gene Ontology annotation, biological process: double-strand break repair.